Molecule: messenger RNA, 2148 nt
Organism: Callorhinchus milii (elephant shark)
Lineage: Eukaryota; Metazoa; Chordata; Chondrichthyes; Chimaeriformes; Callorhinchidae
Product: acyl-CoA dehydrogenase family member 10-like
Source: RefSeq, a predicted model, not a curated record
AUGGCCAACAUCAGUAACGAAUAUCUGAACUGGGCCUGGGUCUCUAUCUCAGCCUCGCUGUGCGCUGCAUUGUACCGCUAUCCGACAUACGUAGCCAGCCGUGCUAACCGGAGGUGCGUGUGGUGCGUAGAGUGGGAGGCUGCCUGUGGGCUGCCGGGUGGCACGGUGCUGCGCGUGCUGCGUGACGGCGGGGAGGCGAACGCGUGGUGCCGCUACCAGCGUGGGGAGAUGUCGCCUGAGAGAUUUGACGAGCUCUUCGGCGCCGACUGCUCCAAAUCGUACCUCGCCACGCCGGUGCCUGGCGCGCUCGCGGCGCUGAGGGGAGUGCGCGAGCGCGGUGUCAAGACGGCGCUGCUCACCAACAACUUCUACGUCCGCGGCGGCCACUUCCUGCCGCUGGACCGCACCCUCUUCGACGUGGUGGUGGAGUCGUGCGUGGUCGGGAUGAAGAAGCCGGACCCCAGGAUCUACUCGCUCUGCCUGGAAGAGCUCGGGGUUCCUCCAAGCGCCGCCGUCUUUCUCGACGACCUCGGAGAAAACCUGGCACCGGCUCGGGCCCUGGGCCUUCGCACCAUCAAGGUGGGGGACCUCAAGGUGGCACUGGCAGAGUUGGAGUCCCUGCUGGGCUUCUCGCUGUCCCACGACACCGGCGCCGUGCGCGCCGGCCUGGAGAUUGACGAGCGGGCGCUGGCUGCCUACCUGCACACGGCACUGGGGCUGCACGCAGACACCCUACUCGUGCGUCAGUUCCGGCACGGCCAGUCCAACCCAACAUACUACGUGGAGUGCGGCGACCGCAAGCUCGUCCUGCGCAUGAAGCCGCCGGGAAAGCUGCUGCCAUUGGCACACGCCGUGGAAAGGGAGUACAGGGUGAUGAAAGCUCUGGGAGCGGCAGGAGUCCCCAUACCACAAGUUCUCUCCCUGUGCGAGGACUCCAGCGUGCUGGGGACGCCCUUCUUCCUGAUGGAGUACACCGAGGGGCGCAUCUUCAAAGACCUGUCGUUGCCGGAUCUGUCUCCAGAGCAGCGCCACAAGGUGUAUUCCGGGGUCACCUCCGUGCUCAGCCAAAUCCACCAGGUGGAUCCCAGCUCCGUGGGGCUCACCGACUUCGGCAAAACCGGAGGAUACGUGAGGCGGCACGUGCAGAAGUGGACAAAGGAGUACCGAGCGAGCGAGACCAAAUACCUGCCCUCCAUGGAGCUGCUCAUGGAGUGGCUGCCGGCUCACCUGCCCCGAGAGGAGGCCAACCGCGUGGUGCACGGUGACUUCAGGCUGGACAACCUGGUGUUCGACGCGGAGCGGUUGGAGGUGCGAGCCGUGCUCGACUGGGAGAUGUCGACGCUGGGCGACCCGCUCUCCGACCUCUCCCACAGCUGCAUGGCUCACCAUCUGCCUCAAAAUUUUCCCAUACUGCCUGGGCUGAAGGACCGCGACCUCAUGGCGCUGGGCAUCCCAAGCGACGAGGAGAUGAUGAAGGCAUACUGCGCUGCCUCUGGCCGCCCACUCAUCAAAGACUGGCACUUCUACUUGGCCUUCUCAUUCUUCCGUGUCGCCGCCAUCCUGCAGGGCAUCUACAAGCGGGCGCUCUUAGGUCAGGCGUGCUCGGCGCAUGCCGAGGAGGCUGGCCAGUUUGUGGAGUUGAUGGCUGACAAGGGUUGGGGUUUAGCCGCACGGGAAGGAUUCCACAUCUUCAAGGAGCAGCCCAAGCCACUCGGCGGUGGCGCGGCAGGGCAAUCCGGCCGGCCCUACAGCACCAGCUGCCGCAGCACUUCUGUCCACCGCGCGCAAGCACCCAACUGCCCGCAGCAUGACCGCCGCUUCUUCGCUACUAGCGCGGGCGAGCCAGCCGCGGCGAGCGGGCGUGGUGACGGCGGUAGAGGUGGCGGUGGCGGAAUGCUGGUGCGAGAGGCGGAGCUGGCCCCGCCGGCCCACGCGACGGUGGAGGCCGUGCGAGCAUUUGUGGGUGAGCGCGUGAUCCCCGCGGAGGCGGAGCUGCGGCGUUGGGAGCCGCACCCGCCGCUGGAGCAACUCAAGGUUGGAACCCGACUCAUCCCGCACCGGCACAACUGCCUCGGCCGAUACCGCCACAUCACCGUCGUCGCCACUGCCCGCCGCCGAUGCCACUGUCAUCAUCACCGCCACGACUGA